Messenger RNA from Haliotis rubra (blacklip abalone), 680 nucleotides. RefSeq lists its product as uncharacterized. The transcript has 3 exons. The coding region runs from base 114 to 515 and encodes 133 amino acids. The record is from RefSeq and is a predicted model, not a curated record. Lineage: Eukaryota; Metazoa; Mollusca; Gastropoda; Lepetellida; Haliotidae.
GGAAAUUGUGAUCAGGUGAUGUGACUCACCAUUUUCCUCGAAAUUCAUUUUUCCGUCUUUCUCUAUUGGAACAACAUCGGACUUGACCGUGGUCACAGCAGUAUCUCGGAGGUAUGAGCUACAUAGAGUUUUACCACUACACUGAUGAGGAGGGGAAGAACGCCAUAGUGCAGAGUAUGACAGUCAAACAAAGUCGCAAGAAACCCGGGGAUGGCGAUGUCGCAUUCGGUGAAGGAGUGUAUGGAACGACGAUGGACCCUGACGACUUCAGCAAACAGGAGGUGGCCCGAAACAACUACGACGGCGCUCCGGGAUUCUGGGAGGACCUAAUGGAUAUCGGCAGGGUAGAUUUUGCAAUCAAAAUCCUCCUGCCAGUUUCAGAGGUCAAGUUUGUGAAUUACCAGUCACGUAACAUUCUCAUCUAUAAAGGGGACAUCGAUCUUCGAAUGUACACUUAUUGCAUUAUUGAAGUUGAGGACGAGGAAGACGAGGAGGACGAGGACAGUGACUGGUAACCCGUUAUGACGCAUCCAAAAAUGGAGCAUAUCUGUCCGCCCCACCUUUAAUAUUUGGUCAGUAUCUUUGAAGUGUUGCAGUUAUCUAUAGGCGGUAUCUAUGUUGUUUCAGACAUUAAGUUUUUUAGAUAAACAAUAAAUCGAGCCUUAGGGCUGUAUAAAUUA